AGCCCAUUGGCUGGUUAAGCGUGUUACGUACUGACGCGGAAGCGCUCCACCACCGCGAGAGAAAAAUGGCAGCUCACAGGUGCAGCUACUCGGCUGUGCUGUUUGUUUUUUGUGUUUUGUCAGUGUUUAUCGUCACAGAGAGUCAAAAAACGACACUGACGGUUGAUCAUCCUCAAACAGACACCGAAACAGCGGAGCGACCGGCCCAGCGGUCGGCGGCGGGGGAGAGGCGGUGGGAAGCGACCGAGGUUGAAGAGGCGGCUUCGGAUGAAGCUGCAGCCGACAAACAGGACAUUUCAGCCCCUGAAACCAUGGCCCCCUCCUCCGUGCCACGGCCUAGAGACGAUUUUCAGGAGGAAUUGGUCAUCAGACCGCUGCACUCGGGAGAUAUUUAUGCCAGCUUCCAGUUCCGCACCCUGUGGGAAACUGAUUUCAUGACAGGCACCAAAGUCUCCCACUACCGGUUGUUCCCCAAGUCUCUGGGCCAGGUCAUCUCCAAGUUCUCAGUGCGAGAGCUGCACAUCUCCUUCACGCAGGGCUACUGGCGGACCAUGCAGUGGGGGCAGCCCUUUCUGCCAUCCCCUCCUGGUGCCGAACUCUGGGUAUGGUUCCAGGACUCUGUGACAGAUGUGGAUGGCACGUGGAAGGAGCUAACGAAUGUUUUGUCGGGGAUUUUCUGCGCUUCACUCAACUUCAUUGACUCCACCAACACUGUUCAGCCCAGCGCCUCCUUCAAACCGCUGGGUAUAGGCAAUGUGACGGACCACCGCUUCCUUCGCUAUGCCACCCUCCCACGAGAAAUUGUUUGCACAGAGAAUCUGACACCCUGGAAGAAACUCUUGCCAUGUGGAUCCAAGGCUGGUCUGGCUGUCCUGUUGAAGUCAGAGAAACUCUUCCACAGCAGUUUCCAUUCCCAGGCAGUGCACAUCAGACCUGUGUGUGAGGACUGGCAGUGCAAAACCACAUCCUGGGAACUGCGACAGACACUGAGUGUGGUCUUUGACCUGCACACCUCUGGACAGGGCAAACGAGAGUGGUCUCUGUUCAAGAUGUUCUCUCGGACCCUGACAGAAGCUUGUCCGCUGGCCUCCUCCAGUAAAAUACACAUUGACAUCACAGACAACCCUCAGGGGGAGCAGUUUGAGCUGAGCCCAGCCACGCCCCUGCUGAGCCAGGCAGUGGUGCUGGGGGACAGACGGACCUUCUCCAUCUACGAUCUGACCCAACAAAUCACCUUUGGCACCAUGCGCUCCCUCAACCUGCUGAUCCGCUGGAAAUCCAGUGAGGGUGACAUGCUGCGCCCCCUGCUCCACGCUGAGCGCUACGUGGCCGGUUACGGGCUGCAGACUGGAGAGAUUCACACGCUGAUGUACAACAACCACCCGUACAGGUCUUUCCCUGUGCUCCUGCUUGAUUCAGUACCCUGGUAUCUUCGUCUCUACAUCCACACCCUCACUGUGACCAGCAAGGGAAAGGAGAACAAGCCCAGCUACAUCCACUACCAGCCGUCUAAGGACCGUGUGAGGCCCCACCUGCUGGAGAUGCUAGUCCAGCUUCCUCCCAACUCCGUCACUGAGGUCACAGUGCAGUUUGAGAGGGCUCUGCUCAAAUGGACUGAAUACACCCCUGAUCCCAACCAUGGCUUCUAUGUUGGGUCUUCAGUAAUCAGUGCUCUUGUACCAAGUAUUGUCGCCAUGGAUACGAACAGCACUCAGGAACGCCCGCUUUUCAGCAGUUUUUUUCCCUGUAAAGAGGAGUCCAGCUACUUUGUGCGCGUCUACACAGAACCUCUGCUGGUCAACCUGCCAACUCCAGACUUCAGCAUGCCUUAUAAUGUCAUCUGCCUGACCUGCACUGUGGUGGCCGUGGGCUAUGGCUCCCUCUACAACCUACUGACCCGGAGCUUCCAGAUAGAAGAGCCCAGCCUAGGAUUGGCCAAACGGAUAGCCAACAUCAUCCGCAAGAUGAGGGGCGUGCCGCCACUCUGAGGCUGCACACCAGUGCCUGACUGGCUCUGCUUUUAGAAAGGAAGCCCUCCUUUUGGUGAAACUACUGGUAAACAUGUAAUAUUCAGGGAAAAACUGAAUCUAGCACUGGUAUAAAUGCUGACUGUAAGAAACAGUCAAGUUGAAGGGAUUGUUUCAAGUGGCGGGGGAUCAAUAACCUUUUUGAACAUUAACAUAUUCAGGAUCAUUUCCUGCUGGCUAAGGACAAAAAAAUGUGGACGUCUGUCUACUUUGAGCUUUGUUAUUGUUUGACAAGAAGAAGGAACCAAAGCUGUGGAGUAUGCAGCAGUGGUAACUGCAUCAAUGGUUUUUUUUUAAUUGUUUUUGUGCCGAGGAUGUUUGAAACCAUAACUCCACUCCAUCAUAAUAUAGCCACACUGUCACUGAGGCAUUUUGUUACUGUGAGGGGAAACUGUAGUAAAAUUAUUACAUUACUACAAAUGCACUACAAAACCUCUGAGUACAGCUAAAAAAAGGAUGAUCACCGUCGCAUUCCUGACCUGUUAAUUCCCAUUUCCCUGCGAGGAAAGAUAAAAUAAAAAAGACCCCUUAAGUCAGAGUGACUCAGUAAGAAUGUCACAUUUGAUCAAAUCUCAGGUGUGUCAUACAGACAUGAAAGGACUCUGAAAUACUGGGUUUCCCAUGCCCAAGCAUACUAAAAUCAGCAUUAAGGUGGAACUGUGGAACAUCCAGAAGUGUUUCCUCUUCAUUUAAAGUUCCUGGUGUGUUUGUAUUACCUAACACGUGUUCUGUAGUAGUUUCAUUGAGAAAAGAACACGUGCCUGCAAAAAUACUGAAAGCGACCAUUUUUUUUUCUAAGUUGGACAUGUCCCUUAGCAAACACAUUACUGGUCUGGAACUACUUGUUCCAUAAAAUAGGAACAACCCUCUUACUUUGCACUCAUUAUAGGAUGCAUGCUUGAAUAUUAAAUACGAUUGUCUGCAGGUCUUGAAAAUGACUUGCCUUUAGUUUGUAACUCCUUCACUCAUCGGUUAAAUGUAGUUUAAAUGUGUCUCAUAGCGAGCAUUAAUUAUGCUUGUCUGCCUAAAAGUCCAGUCUGUUUCACUCACAGUGAAAAAGUGCACAGAAAGUGAAUGUUUGAAGCGUAACUGUGUUUGUAUGUGGCAAAGCUUAAAUGUUCUUUAUUGCCUUUUCAAUAAACUCACAAACAUCUGUUUGACAUUUUAUUCAAAUUACUGGCUGUGUAAGAC
Molecule: messenger RNA, 3218 nt
Organism: Xiphias gladius (swordfish)
Lineage: Eukaryota; Metazoa; Chordata; Actinopteri; Istiophoriformes; Xiphiidae
Gene: pigt
Product: phosphatidylinositol glycan anchor biosynthesis, class T
Exons: 11
Coding region: 66-1988 (640 amino acids)
Biological process (GO): attachment of GPI anchor to protein
Cellular component (GO): GPI-anchor transamidase complex
Source: RefSeq, a predicted model, not a curated record